UAAACUUCAGAGACUUCUCGGAGAUACGGAGAAAGACAGAUUUGACCUUGAGUCUCCUGAAAGUGAGAAGUUAACGGAUAGUGUAAGUGAGAAGGAGGAGAAGGAGAUUGAUGAAGUAGAAGCUGAGUCAAAGGAAGCGGAAAUCUCAGCCAUUUACGCAGUGCCAGUGAAAAGACGACAGAAAAAAGAAGAGCUUCCUCCCGGUUGGGAAAAGCACGAGAAGAAUCCUGUAUGUCAACAAGUACUUCUGGAUUUAAACCUAUGCAGGUUGUUGUUGUAUCCCUGGGUUGGUGUGAACUAGCAGAGGAAGAUCUAACAUCAGAGAACAGCAGUAGAGCAGUCAAUAGGUGUAUUGUCGAGCUAAGCAACAGGGAAGCUAAUAAUCAGGAGAGGGUUGGAGUAUGGGGAGAAGGUUUAGAUCUUAUCCUGGAGCUGGAUGAAGGUUCUCUCAAGCUCUUGGAGUCAGAUACAGGACGGGUUCUCAACUCUCAACCGAUCCAUGCUAUCAGAGUGUGGGGAGUAGGGCGAGACAAUGGUAAAGAUUUUGCCUACGUAUCCAGGGAUAAAGUUACAAGAAAGCAUGUUUGCCAUGUAUUCAGAUGCGAGGUAGCUGCUAGAACAAUAGCAAACGCUCUACGGGAUAUUUGUAAGAAGAUUUUAAUAGAACGGUCAUUAGCACAGUCAUCAAGCAAACUUACUGAGAAAUUAGUUUCAUCAGAUAGAAGAGACCGGACAGCCCCCCGACCCACUAGUCUAGCAGUUGAAUCUGGAAAAAAGCUGGCCCGCCCUGAACCUCAGGAAACCUUCCCAACACCUAUGGAGGAACCAAGGAAAAUAUUGAAGGCCUGGUACCUGGGUAGUUUGCAGGUUACACAGCCAGGUGGGAUGAAUACAAUUAACGCUGCUAUACAAGAGCUGACAGAAACCGUACCUAGAGAACAGUGGAGAACAGCUGCAGUUGCAGUAGCGCCGAGUACAGUUCAGGUUUCUUUUGUUGACGGGGUUGAACCUAUUGAAUGUCGAGUUAGAUUUCUCUCCUUCCUGGGUAUUGGCACAAAUGUCCAGCAGGCUGCGUUCAUCAUGCAUACAGCUCAGGACACGUUUAUCUGUCACGUGUUCCACUGUGAACCAACUGCUGGACCACUGUGCAAGACUAUAGAAGCUGCAUGUAAACUCAGAUAUCAGAAAUGUUUAGACGCCAGACCAAUCCGACCUGAUCAGAGCACUCCAACAAGAAACACAAUAGGUACAUUGAUAACCAAAAAACUCUGGAAUAGGAAGUCGACUUUGAGACUCAAGUUAAGACUUUGUGUAGUCCAAUGAAUAU
Molecule: messenger RNA, 1327 nt
Organism: Eurytemora carolleeae
Lineage: Eukaryota; Metazoa; Arthropoda; Copepoda; Calanoida; Temoridae
Product: protein Fe65 homolog
Biological process (GO): regulation of DNA-templated transcription
Cellular component (GO): cytoplasm; nucleus
Molecular function (GO): amyloid-beta binding; transcription factor binding
Source: RefSeq, a predicted model, not a curated record